AUGGACAAAGGAGCAAUCCUCAGCACGUCGGCCCUCUUGGGCCUCUCAACCUCCCUCUACCUUUCUGGUGUCCACUUCUCAGCUUCUCAACUUACUCUCCCCAUCUUGUACCGUCUCCCUGCGGCGACCAGCACCUCUAUUUUUACGGAGCUCUACUACCGGGGCGCAAAGACCAUCGUCCCGCUCGCUCUCUUGUCCAGCCUGAGCACUGGACUUGCCGCCAUCCUUGACCCUGAGAGACGUGUCGGGUAUGCCGUUGCCGCCGGCCUCACCUUGGCCACGCUACCCUGGACUAGACUGGCCAUGACGGGCACUAUCGAGACACUGAUCGGGCUCUCCAACGAUGCCGCAGCGAGGGAAAAGGUUCAAGACGGCGAGGUCGAGGGACUGCUCAGGCGAUGGAACUGGAUGAAUCUCGUUAGAUCUGUGUUGGAUGGUAUGGGCGGCAUCGUCGCCCUGCUUGUUGCCUUCAAGGCUCUCUGA
Molecule: messenger RNA, 483 nt
Organism: Capronia epimyces CBS 606.96
Lineage: Eukaryota; Fungi; Ascomycota; Eurotiomycetes; Chaetothyriales; Herpotrichiellaceae
Exons: 1
Coding region: 1-483 (160 amino acids)
Source: RefSeq, a predicted model, not a curated record